AUGGGACGCCAAUUCUUCGUCGGUGGGAAUUUCAAGAUGAACGGCACGAUCAAGUCUGUUACAGACAUCGUACACCACCUCAACUCCGCUCCUCUCGACCCCAAAACAGAAGUCGUCAUCGCCCCACCCGGCCUCUUCCUACUCCUCGUUCGCGAACACCUCAAGAAUGAAAUCGAAGUGUGCAGCCAGAACGUCUUUGACAAACCCAAUGGCGCUUUUACGGGAGAGAUUAGCGCGGAGCAAUUGAGUGACAGCAAGAUUGGGUGGUCGUUGUGCGGACAUAGUGAGCGGAGGGUUAUUCUUGGGGAGAAGGAUGAUUUCGUUGCGAGUAAGACGAAGGCAGCACUUGAUGGAGGCUUGGGGGUCAUACUGUGCUGUGGAGAAACACUUGAGCAACGGGAAAGCGACAAGACCAUCGAAGUGGUGACCACGCAGCUCAACGCCGUGGCGGAAAAGACGAAAGAUUGGUCUAAGAUUGUCAUCGCAUAUGAGCCCGUCUGGGCCAUCGGCACCGGGAAAGUGGCCACCACAAAUCAAGCACAAGAAGUCCAUGCUGAAAUACGAAAAUGGUUGGCCGAGACCGUUUCGAAAGAAGCAGCGGAGGCCACGAGGAUAAUCUAUGGCGGCAGCGUGAGUGAGAAGAAUUGCAAGGAGUUGGCGAAGGAGGGAGAUAUCGAUGGCUUCCUCGUGGGAGGGGCAAGUCUGAAACCUGCUUUUGUUGAUAUCAUUAAUGCGAAACAAUGA
This is a messenger RNA of Letharia columbiana, 744 nucleotides long. RefSeq lists its product as uncharacterized. The record is from RefSeq and is a predicted model, not a curated record. The coding region runs from base 1 to 744 and encodes 247 amino acids. NCBI's taxonomy places the organism in Eukaryota, Fungi, Ascomycota, Lecanoromycetes, Lecanorales, Parmeliaceae. Gene Ontology annotation, molecular function: triose-phosphate isomerase activity. Gene Ontology annotation, biological process: glycolytic process; glyceraldehyde-3-phosphate biosynthetic process; glycerol catabolic process. The transcript is spliced from 5 exons. Gene Ontology annotation, cellular component: cytosol.